This is a messenger RNA of Scomber scombrus (Atlantic mackerel), 2379 nucleotides long. RefSeq names its product solute carrier family 25 member 34 (gene slc25a34). The transcript has 6 exons. The record is from RefSeq and is a predicted model, not a curated record. The coding region runs from base 502 to 1524 and encodes 340 amino acids. Lineage: Eukaryota; Metazoa; Chordata; Actinopteri; Scombriformes; Scombridae.
AUGAUGGGGGAGAGAGGAAGAAUGGAGCUGAGCAGGGACCCAAAACACUGUGAGUUUCUGAAUGAAGUCGACAACUGUGUGAAAGACACAUGAGGGAAGUUUUACAGUGUGUUUGUCUGUGGUAGCUGCAAUGUGUUGUUGUUGAGUUGGUUUGAACUAAUUUGACUGGAGAGGUGUGUGAGACUGCUCACUGAAAAAGCAGGAAAUGUUUCCUGACAGUUUUUUAAAAUAAUGUGUCAUGUUAGAUAAAAUCUGAAUGUAUCCAUUUCAACAGGACUGCACACAGUCUUUCUUCCUGAUACUUGAAUUGUCCUACAGAUGGUGCCUCUUCUGAUCAGACUGGCAGUCAAUGAAGCUAACGAAAGUGACUACAGAAGGACAUCAGAGUGGCGCAGUGACCUGUAGUGACAUGUCAGACUGAUACAAAGCAGAUAUUCAAUGAUUUAUCACAGAAGUUGAUAGAACUUGUCUCUGACUCCACUGUUCUAUCACUUCUCAGAGAUGAACAGCACACAACUGCUGGAAACUUCACCCAAAGAGUCUGUGUUUGGUGCCCAGGCUUCCCACAGGAUGCCAUCCACUGUGUCCACUGUACAUGGCAGUGUUUAUGGCCCCUCGCCUCCUCUUGACUUCGCCCUGGGAGCCCUGGCCUGCUGUGCGGCCUGUGUGUUUACCAAUCCUUUGGAGGUUGUGAAGACUCGUCUGCAGCUUCAGGGUGAGCUGCAAGCACGAGGUUCCUACCAGAGACACUACCGCGGAGUCCUCCAGGGCUUAUGGGUGGUGGGCCGCACAGAUGGACUCCGGGGCCUGCAGAAGGGGCUUUCAGUCGGGCUGAUGUACCAGGGUGUGAUGAACGGUGUAAGGCUGGGCUCUUACUCCUACUGUGAAGCUCUGGGUAUCACCUCGUUCCACGGAGGGAGUCUUCUGUCAGGGGCAGGGGCCGGAGCGCUCGGUGCCUUCAUUGCUUCUCCUGCUUACCUGGUGAAGACUCAUCUGCAGGCUCAAACUGUGGAAGCCAUAGCAGUAGGCCACCAGCACAACCAUGUGGGAGUGUUUGAUGCCUUUGUUACCAUCUAUAGAAAGGAGGGUUUAAUUGGCCUUUGGAGGGGAGUGAACGGGGCAGUGCCUCGAGUCAUGGUAGGAUCAGCUGCUCAACUGUCAACCUUCACCUCGGCCAAGGAAUGGGUGUCACAUUCCCAGUGGUUUAGUCCAGGCAGCUGGCUCACGGCUUUGAUAGCUGCCAUGAUCAGCGGAGUCGCUGUGGCAAUUGCCAUGACACCAUUUGACGUCAUCAGUACACGGCUCUACAACCAGCCGGUGGAUGAGUUACGCAGGGGACGCCUGUACCAUGGAUUUUUAGAUUGCAUGCUAAAGGUGUGCCAAUCUGAAGGCCCGGUGGGGUUGUAUAAAGGCAUGGGCCCUGUGUUUUUGCGCUUGGCACCUCACACAAUGCUCAGCAUGCUGUUCUGGGAUGUGAUGAGGCAACAGACUGUGAAGGACAGACAGAGCCAGGGAAGGAACUAAAACACUCCAGAUACCUGCACAUGAUUGACUGGACUCUGUUAUAGCUGUCUCAGUGAUCCAUCAAUUGAUGAAACACUGAAUUUAAUGCUACGGUUUGACAUUUUGGGAAAUGCUCAUUUUCUUUCUCGCCAAGAGUUAGAUGAGAAGAUUGAGACCACUCCUCAAUAAGAAAGUGACAUAGAUCUUCUCAUCUUACUCUCCACCAGAAAAAUGUUGAAGUGAGUCCCAGGGAAAAGUCAUGCUCAAAGGACAGACACUUGAGCAGUAUACAGACUAUUUUUGUUGCAGUGCAGAAGAUGGAUGAACGUUAAAGUACUUGACAAAAGAUGAACAUGUGUUGCACAGACUCAAAGAAACAUUUUGAGAAGUUUCUAUCAAAUAUAUGAAGAAGUAUCAGGGUUUACCUUAAUACCUCAAAUGAUGAAUUUAAAAGUAAUCCGUUGGGCUUUUAAAUGUCUUCUUGAAGCUUAGCUGAAAUGACAGAAGGGGAACUUUCAUGACUUGCAAGCAUAUCAGUGGAAUACUAAUGACCUGAAGAACAAGUCUGGAUUAUUAAAACAUAAGCUCUUUAUUCCAGGUGUUUAGUCCAGUGUGGCUGCUGUUAUGUUUCACAGUGUAAUUCAUAAUUCUAGUUGCCUUGUCUGUUAUAUGUAAAGAAAGAUACCUGAUGGGAAUGUUUUUACUGACAUUUGAACUACUGGUAACUAAUGCCAAGCACAGCAUUUGAUGUGAGGUUUUUAUCACAGAAAUCCUACGGGUACGUCAUGCCUUUGAACAGCAGUCAAUAAUAAUAAUAUUAAUAAUAAUAAAGACAUUUUUGUAUUAAAUGCAAUAAAUAAAUGUGGGUUUUUUGUA